Molecule: messenger RNA, 3925 nt
Organism: Seminavis robusta
Lineage: Eukaryota; Bacillariophyta; Bacillariophyceae; Naviculales; Naviculaceae
Source: the annotation of a GenBank genome assembly
CUGCAGAACUCAUUGGAUAACCGAAGAAAUAUGGCAAUCGUUCACAAUUUCGUUUGGGGCAAGGGUACCAAGUGUACCGGUGCAAAAGACAUGGUUCAAGGCUUCCCCUUCAAGACUUCAAGAGUGCGAGGACCUGCAUUGCCAACAGCGGCGACAGAGGUCGCGGACAAGCUGCGGACUCGAUUCAUAAUAAUAUUGAAUGCAAACCAAUACGCUUCCGCCAUCCUCUGGUGAGCGCUGCGUGACACUUGCGCACAUUAUCAAGUCCACCACCAUCAAGGCAUUAUCUGCUACCCCUGCCACCUCUACUGACCACCAGGAAAGCAUGAACACAACCGGAUACCCCACAUCAAAAGAAACUUCCAUGGGCGAUAUUCCCUAUAGACGCCAGCGACGACCGCGAAGCCGGUUGCUUCAUGGCACCGGUUUAUCCCUGCUGCUUCUCAUUGGUGGGCUACCGUUGGAUACCCCAGUGCUGGCCACUUCGCCACCGGGUACAGUUCCCUGUGACAAUCAAGUUGACAGCGCUACCUGCACAUCCGCAGUGGGUCCUGGGUCGGAGUGUAUCAAUGGACUCUGCAGUAAUCCAUUUGUCAGUGGAUGCUUACGUGCCCUGCUAGGCCAGGAUACCCAACCUCCAAACGCUAGCGAUGAUAAUGCCUCGGAUAGCUCCUCAAAUGACAGUAAUAUUGAGAGUGGUGAAGCUCAAACAGCCGAUCCCCAACGCACGCUGCGAGUUUGCAACUCCCAAGAUGACGAGGAAACCAUAGCCAACAAUCUAUGCAUCCCUUCUCCCCUGGACUACAUGGAAAUCCGCAUUCUUACGGGCAACUGGGAAUCAUCACUGCUGACUGCUUGGGCCAUGCAGAUUGUCCUCAGUGAAUGGAUGCAGGUACCAACCAGUAUCGAGUCCUCGAGCCCAGACCGAAUGGGCAACUUUUACCAUCGCUACAAUCAGUUCCAGUACGGGCAGACCGCAUACGACUAUAAUGCUCUGGAAGUUGCCAAUGAGGUGGGAGACUGUCGUUUCCUGGACAACGCGGAUGUCAAUGAUGAACUCUUUCUACAGGUAUCGGGAUCACUGGUCGACCUUCCUGAAGAUGAUUCCGGUUACUUGCCCUGCGCUCACGUCAUGCCUGAAGUUUGGAAUGGACAAGCAGAGAAUCUGUGGGAACUCACCAAACGACGCGCCAUUGAAGCCCCGGAGGGGAACGGAGUGGUGGGCAAAAUGACAUGGUUCAUACCCAAGUAUGUGGCAGAAGCCCAUCCUUCCUGGGCCCACUAUUCGGGUUGGCUCAACCAAACGACCAUUGCGUCCGUGUUCCAUCAACCCCUCACAUGGCUUUCAUACUGCCAAAUUGUGUCACCCGACAUGUGCCAAACACCUGACCCUGUGGCCUCACGAUUACCGACAGAGGACGAAGAGGGGUUCUUCUACGAUGUAGCGGGUGACGGAGCAGGAUUCAAAGGGUUCUUUUUGAAGACAGACGACAAUCAGUGCCAUGGCAACAAUACACAGUGCAAAGGACAUUUCACCGACUUUCCAUGUGAUUGGUCCUCCUUUGCCGUACCGCAAGCUUAUCAUCUGGGCAUUGCAGUAGAGUCCAAAGGAUUGGUGGGCCCUAAUCGUGGAUACACCUACGGAGAGAAACUGCAGAUUUGGCAAGCAGCCAACGCUACAAAACAGAACGUGGUCAUGAAUUGGUAUAGUCCAGAUCCGACAUAUCAAUGGUACAGGGGAACAGAGGCUGAAUUCCAAGAAGUGCAGUUACCGCCGCCCUCUCCCAAUUGCGUUCGACAUCGAGUUUCCGUGGAAGAACGGUGCAGCGAGAACUUGGAGGACCGAGUGGGUGCUCCAGAAGGAGCUUGUGGAGCAGAAACGCAAACGUUGGAAAAAGUUGUCGUUCGAAAUCUCUAUGAUACAAUCUACCACCUCGAUAAGGAGCACAAACAAAACAACCUCCGCCGAGGAUCUAGUAGUUUGAAGGAUGAAUUCGAUGAGGACACGAGGAAAGAAGAGUCCGCGAGGAGUCCAGCCUAUGAGGCAGUCAAAAAUUUCCACUUGAGUGAAUUUGACAUUGGCAAAAUGUUUGAAGACUGGAAAGUCCGAUUGAGAGAACGCGGUCACAACGGAUACUCAACAUUUGAAGGCACCACCGGUGCGGAUCCUCGGCAUGUAGUUUGCCAAUGGGUAGCUGACAAUGCCGAACACUUGCAAACAUUUGUGCCCAUCACCUACCCGCGAAUCUUGAAAGAAGAAGACCCUUAUAAUGGCAAUGCCGUGUCUUGGAUUGCCGUGUCAUUCGGGAUAUUUGUGACAAUCUGCGUUGUUGGGAUGGGCGCGCUUACCUACGCUCUGCGGAAAACAGAACCCUUCCUAGCAGCCCAGCUACCGUUCCUGUACAUGGUAUUGCUUGGUCUGUUGGUGAUAAGUAGUGGUGGUAUUUUGUAUGCUCUACCACCAGGGAGUGGAACUUGCGUGGCACGCAUUUGGCUGAUUACAAUGGGGUACACACUGGAAAUGGUGCCGCUGAUUGUCAAGAUAGGAGCCAUCAGUAAGAUGCUUCAGGCAGCAACGAAAAUGCGACGUGUAACGAUUAAACGAGAGCGCUUGUUUGGCGCCGUUGGAGGAAUCUGUCUCGUGGUCGCUGUCUAUUUGACAGCUUGGACUAUUGUGGACGCUCCUACGAAAGGACGGCAAUUGACUCUGCAGUUGGACGAUUCUAGCGACGAAAUCUACGAAGCAAAUGAUCCAUCAAGGGCUUGGUGGCAGGUUCCCGCCACACCCAUCAACGUCUCUCAUUACUGUCGCUCGUCGGGCUCGUCUGCAUGGUUUACGAUCAGUCUCGUUUGGCAGUUUCUGCUCUUGCUCAGUGCCGCCAUCCUGGCAAUGCAAACCAGACGAAUCCAAAAGCGAUGGAACGAGUCGAGGUCGUUGGCAAUAAUGAUCUACACUCAAGCUGGUUUUGUUAUUUUGCGACUCCUGGUGUGGCUGCUCGAGGAACCGUCUGGAGUGUCCGCGCAGCUGUUGGACAUGUUUCGUAGCUUUUUGUUCAGUUUGGAUGCCCUCAUGGCCCUUUGCAUCUACUUUGGUUCCAAAUUGGUCGCCGUCUAUAAGCAUAUCGACUUCAACGAUGGAGCACUGAGCUCGAGGGGGAGCAGACCAUUCAGUACAGCUCUCACAACCGAAGACAGCAAGCGGCGCUUGGGCGUGGAUGAGAGAAGCGCCUUCUACUCCGGCUUGACAGCUCCACUUGCAGCACGAUACAGCCUGGAAAAUGCGAAGACGGUCAGUCAGUACCUUGCCGCCAUCGGACAACCAAUUCAAUCAACCUACAUGAAACCAUUUGAAUCCAAUCGUCAGUUGGCUAUGGGGCCUACGUCAUGUUACGCUGGAGACAUUAUCUUGUCAAAGGCAUCAUCAAAAAAGCUCUGUGCAGCUGCGGAUACGCCUCAGAUCUGCCCACAUUGUAAUAAGGGCUACCAUGACGUUAUUCAAUCGACAAAUGGAUUGAUAGUUGAACCCAAGGAUGACAUCGGGGUGGGCACUACUGGGUCGGGGCGCCGAAGUGAGCUGAUGAGACUUAUUCCAGUGUCCGAAGAGACUGAAGAAACCUAUGAAGAUUGCAAGGAAUUGGGGUUGAAUGUUCAGCCAAAUGGAGAUGAACGGCAUCAACUCGUGCACGACGAGACAGAAGCAACCAAGGAAGAAACGGAAGCAACCGCUUCGGACGGGUCUCCGCUCACGUGCCCUGCCGGGAGAUAGUUCCACGAGAUACUAAUUAGGGAGAAGAGUCGAGUCAUAUGGUUGCUUUUGCGGCCUCAGCCUCUGUCAACGUUUGAUAGGCUUGGACUUGGAAGGAAGAUUGCAUCUAGCUAGACCAGUAGAUGCUCUGUAAGUUAUGUAAGAAAAGGAUCAAUCUGU